Haemonchus placei is the source of this 2823-nucleotide messenger RNA. Lineage: Eukaryota; Metazoa; Nematoda; Chromadorea; Rhabditida; Trichostrongylidae. The record is from the annotation of a GenBank genome assembly.
AUGGAUCGCCCAUAUGGGUGGUUCCUUAUGGAGGGGUAUUCAACGAUAGUAGAGACGUCUGCUGUGAACUAUUACGUUGCGCUUAUCCAUGACACUUUUUGUGUAGUGGUCGUGCAUGUUGACAGAAGCCAGAUGGCUGCGAAAGAGCUCCACUUGGAGCAAAUGCUUGAGAAACAUGAUUGUGCUGAUUCACCUUGUGCACUGAAUGCGACGUGUGUCGAUCUGGUAAACGAUUAUGAAUGUAAAUGUCCCAAAGGAUUCAAAGGAAAGCGUUGUAAUGUCAAAGAAGAUUUAUGCGCAUCGGCACCUUGUGAACAUGGAUUAUGUGUGGAUACUCUGUUUGCUCGCAGUUGUAUUUGCGAUGAAGGAUGGACCGGAGAGAACUGCGAUGAAAACAUCGAUGACUGCGCUUCACAACCGUGCCAGAAUGGUGGAACAUGCACCGAUGAGGUUGCUGGAUUCUCCUGUUCAUGUCCAGCCGGCUACCGAGGCGUGCACUGUCAACAUGUUGUCGACCAUUGUGCCACAUCUCCAUGCAGAAACAAUGCUACCUGCACAAAUCUCGGCCCUUCAUAUCAUUGCGCUUGCCCGUUAGGCUUUGAUGGAACCCAUUGUGAACACAAUAAAGACGAAUGUGUUCAAGGACGUUGUGAUAGCAAUGGAACUGAGUCGUGCGAGGAUGGCAUCAAUUCGUUCACCUGCGUAUGCAAGCCAGGUUAUAGUGGAGAAUUCUGCGAAAUGCGAAUUGAUCAGUGCGCAUCGUCUCCAUGUAUGAAUAAUGGAACAUGCUACGAUGAAGGCGGUUCGUAUAGAUGUGAAUGUGCGAACGGAUGGACAGGAGAAACCUGUGAACAAGAGACUGGCAGCUGUGAUGCGAAACCUUGUCGCAACGAUGGUCGUUGUGUGAAUUUGGUUGCUGACUAUUUCUGCGUAUGCCCGGAAGGUGUUAGCGGAAAGAACUGCGAAAUCGCGCCGAAUCGGUGUCUUGGUGAACCUUGUCUCAAUGGCGGAGUUUGUGGAGACUUUGGAUCACGUCAAGAGUGUAGCUGUCCGAAGAAGUUCACAGGAGCCGGUUGCCAGUAUUUACAAGAUGCUUGUGCGGAAUCUGUCUGCUUGAAUGGUGGCCGUUGCAACCGAACAUCUGAUGGUGGAUUCAAGUGCGGUUGUGAACCCGGCUUCACCGGUGUGCACUGUGAAACGAAUAUAGACGAUUGUGCUCGCUCACCAUGCCCGCUCGGAGCCACAUGCAUCGAUCAGAUCAAUUCGGCAUACUGUAGGUGUCCGUUCAAUCUGACUGGGACGAACUGUGACAAGAUGAUUGAUGAAGACUACGAUUUGCAUUUCUUUGACUCGCUUCGACCUGCAAGUGCAUCGUUGGCACUACCUUUCCAAAUCGUGGCAAAGGCACUUACCUUAUCUCUAUGGGUAAAAUUCGACCAAGCCCAAACCAAAGGGACGGUGUUGACUAUGUAUAGUAGCAGCCAAGCCAACUACAGUGCCGAUCUAGCAGAAGUGUUACGCCUGGAUUCGGAAGGCAUCAAUAUUGAUUUGUUCCCUAAUGAAACAGCUCUCCGGCUUCAUUUUCCUACAAAUCAAGGAAUCAAUGGUGGUUCCUGGAAUCAUCUGGCUCUCACCUGGUCUUCAGAGCGUGGCGUUUACUCAUUGAUUUGGAAUUCUGUACGAAUUUUCGCUGGUUCGGGUUAUGGUACUGGACAGGAAGUGGAUAUGAACGCAUUAAUCACCUUGGGCAGCACUCGUCCUAGUGAAAGUUCAUUUGCCGGAUCAGUUACCCGUGUUUAUGCAUGGAAUCGUGUGUUGGACUUUGAUAGUGAGAUACCCAUGAUGGUGGUUAGCUGCCACGGUACUGAAGUUGCAUUUGACGGUUUGUUAUUACGAUUCAGUGGGUACACAGAAAUGAAUGGAAAAGUGGAGAGGAUACCACGCAGCACUUGUGGACGUGAAAAACGAAAGAGGCGAGAAGAAGCCGCUGUUAAAGUCGAGAAAUGCCCCGCUGAUCAAUUUGUGCUAUCAUCACAACGAGAAGUAAACAUUACAUGGCCAGAACCCGAAUUCCAAUCCGACAACAUGCUAAAAAAGAUUCAGAUGAACUUCAAACAAGGACAGGUGUUCACAUGGGGUGAGUAUGAUGUUCUCUACGUUGCCCAGGACAAUGCCUCGAAUACGGCUGAAUGUAGUUUCAAGGUCCAUGUAUCACGGGAACACUGUCCACAGCUGGAGGAACCUGUAAACGGCGUACAGGCAUGUGAAUCUUGGGGACCACAGCUGCGGUAUAAGGCUUGUUCGAUCGAGUGCCGCGAUGGUUACGAGUUUUCGCGACCACCCGCUAUCUUCUACACCUGUGCUGCAGAUGGAAUGUGGAGACCACGCCUUCGAAAUCAGUUGAUAUUCCGCUAUCCGCAGUGCACCAAGUCAGUACCGGCUACACGUGUGAUGCUGAUGCGAGUAUCUUAUCCGGGAUCGUCACCAUGCUCAGAAGCCAGCCGUGAUGCAUUGCGCAUGCGCCUCCUAGCUAGUAUUCAUUCCAUAAAUCAGAAAUGGGACAUCUGUUCCUUAACGUCUGAUACUUCUUCAUUUCUUACACAUUUAGCGAUAUCAAUGGUUGCGUUGGUGCUCGUGUGGAUGUGGGUUGUUCGGAUGAUUUUGCUCGAUCAAGGAGAGAAUCGCCAUCCUUCAAAAGAUCCUGUACUAAACUCUGUGAGUGGACAGAAAUCGAAGGUAGUGGAUGUGCUGCAGAAUGAAAUUAUCAACCAAGGCGCAUUCAACCUUGAAAAGGUACCUAGGAGUCGAAGAUGGCUCAAGUAG